AUGGCUACGGCGCAAUCCACGACUGUUUGGGAUCAGGAAUUCGAUGCUGAGCAUCUGAAGCACAAUGUAACUAAGGCCUAUGAGUUUCGCUCUAUGACAUUGUCCAUUGCCGGAUCUGUCGCCGGCGUGCUAGGCUUGCAGAACUUGGCAGGCUUUGCCUUCUUUGCAGCCUCAGUGGUAUUUGUGAACUUGGUAUUCAUUUUUGUUUGUGCACAAGGUAAACCAGAGCUGUACUUCUCUCUCUAUCCGUCGCCUGUGCUCACCACAGCCUUGGAAAAACUCAUCCCCAGCAAGGCAGCCCAGCUCCGGAAACCUGCAGCGCCUCAUACUAAGAUCUUCCGGUUAGGUGUUUGGAUUAUUUGGCAAGGUCUUCAAGAAAAUCUGCUUAGUUUCAUUCUUUGGUGGACAUUUUGGCAUGGUAUCGUACAUGUCUACGAUUAA
Molecule: messenger RNA, 441 nt
Organism: Malassezia pachydermatis
Lineage: Eukaryota; Fungi; Basidiomycota; Malasseziomycetes; Malasseziales; Malasseziaceae
Exons: 3
Coding region: 1-441 (146 amino acids)
Biological process (GO): protein folding in endoplasmic reticulum; autophagosome assembly
Cellular component (GO): membrane; EMC complex; endoplasmic reticulum
Source: RefSeq, a predicted model, not a curated record